AUGGGGUUUCUUCAUCAAGGCCAUCAGAGCCUAGUGACCAGAUCCCUCGAGGAAAACGAUGUCACCGUGGUCUCAAUCUUCGUAAACCCAUCGCAGUUCGCCCCAGGAGAAGAUCUAAACUCCUAUCCACGGAAUUUGGAUCACGAUCUUUCUUUACUUUCCAAUACUUCGGUAACCAAGCGUAGGGUUACUCUUGUAUUUGCGCCUACUGUCUCAGAGAUGUAUCCUUCAGGCAUUCCAUUAGAGACAAGUCAGCAGAGGGGUGGAUUCAUCAACGUUCUAGGUGUUACGGAACAACUAGAAGGUAGAUGCCGUCCAGCCUUUUUCCGUGGUGUCACUACUAUUGUUGGUAAGCUCCUAAAUAUAGUAGAGCCCGACAAUGCCUACUUUGGCCAGAAGGACGUGCAACAAACAGUCGUUGUUAGACGGAUGGUGAAAGAUCUUUUUUUCAAUACUAAGAUCACCGUUGUUCCCAUUGUUAGAAAUGAAACGGGAUUGGCUCUAUCUUCUAGAAACGCUUAUCUUUCUGAUCCUGUGAAGAACAAGGCCACCAUUCUUUUCAAAUCGUUGAAACUGGCCCACGAUGCCUAUGAAAAUUCUCAGCUAGAGGUUGUAAAGCUCACAGGGCUCAUCACGGGGUCCAUCAAAUCUGCCUCUACAGAGUUCCAAAUUGACUACGUUUCAUUUAACGACCCCGAUGACCUCCAUUAUCUAGAUGCUAUUGACCCAGCUAAAGGCUGUAUCGUCAGUAUGGCCGUGUUUGUUCCUAAUGUAUUCGGCAAAACCGAACAGACAAGGUUGAUCGACAACUGGAUCUUACAGCCCAUGAAAAAUGGCAAAUUCAAUUAA
Brettanomyces nanus is the source of this 849-nucleotide messenger RNA. RefSeq lists its product as uncharacterized. Lineage: Eukaryota; Fungi; Ascomycota; Pichiomycetes; Pichiales; Pichiaceae. Bases 1 to 849 code for a protein of 282 amino acids. Gene Ontology annotation, molecular function: pantoate-beta-alanine ligase activity. The transcript has a single exon. Gene Ontology annotation, biological process: pantothenate biosynthetic process. The record is from RefSeq and is a predicted model, not a curated record.